Molecule: messenger RNA, 2881 nt
Organism: Triplophysa rosa
Lineage: Eukaryota; Metazoa; Chordata; Actinopteri; Cypriniformes; Nemacheilidae
Gene: chrm1a
Product: cholinergic receptor, muscarinic 1a
Exons: 2
Coding region: 677-2098 (473 amino acids)
Biological process (GO): G protein-coupled receptor signaling pathway, coupled to cyclic nucleotide second messenger; adenylate cyclase-inhibiting G protein-coupled acetylcholine receptor signaling pathway; chemical synaptic transmission
Cellular component (GO): synapse; plasma membrane; dendrite
Molecular function (GO): G protein-coupled serotonin receptor activity; G protein-coupled acetylcholine receptor activity
Source: RefSeq, a predicted model, not a curated record
AUUCAGUUGCUAUAGCCAAGUAAAAUAAAUACACAUGAAAAGUUGAUUUCAGGAUUAUGAUAUUUACUUUUCAGAUGGCUAGCAUGCAAUUCAGUUCAUUAAUAAAACAAGUUAACAUAAACAGAUACUCCCUUAUGUUUUUAGCGAAUAAAGUUUUUAGCACUAUUCAGAGUUUACUUUUCUUACCCAUGGUCAUGACCGAUGUGUAUUUUGUGUUGCACGAACAAUUAAACUUUUUAAAUGAUCAAGAUGUAUACACUUUAUGCCUUGCAAAUGGUAUUUUCUUCCACAAAAUGUACUUCCACCGAAAGCAACACAUACACAAAAUUUUUAAAACACGUCAUUGAACAUAUUCAAUCAUAAAGUAAACGCUGAUAAGUCAGAUAAGGGCUUUGAAUAAGUAGAACAUUAAUGACAUUAAAUUUCACCUUGUCCUUUUCAUGUAGGUUCUCUUUGAACACAUUCUUUAAAAAGUGUGUCUAUGAUUUAAACAUAAUUCGGACACAGAUACUACUCUCCUUUCCUCCAAUGUCAGUAUUCUGAAUGAAUGUCUUUGUCUACAGAAAUGGAGCAAACAUCAGGAUUCUUCACUACUAUGACGUCAAUGCAAGAUAUGGGUUUGGAUUUUCCUGGACAAAUAUAAUCUCACUGUUUUCCCCUCCAGCUUCAUUCCACGAUGAACAUCUCAACAUUCACUCUGAAUCUCUCCAGUUUGACUAAUGCGACAGAUGUUCCUGAUACUGGUCCGGUCACAUGGAGAAUGGCCAUGAUUACACUUGUAACAGUCCCACUGUCUCUCAUCACCAUCAUUGGCAACAUCCUGGUCAUGAUCUCAUUCCGGGUCAACCCACUCCUGAGGACAGUAAGUAACUACUUCCUCUUAAGCUUGGCUGUGGCCGAUGUCAUUUUGGGCGCCGUUUCCAUGAACCUCUACACUACCUACAUCCUCAUUGGCCGAUGGACUUUAGGAAACCUGGCCUGCGACAUCUGGUUGGCGGUGGAUUACGUGGCAAGCAACGCGUCCGUUAUGAACCUGCUGGCCAUCAGCGUUGACCGCUACCUCUCUGUUACGAGACCUCUGACGUACCGGGCUACUAGAACGCCCAGAAGAGCCGCAGUGCUGAUCGCCCUGGCAUGGGGCGUCUCAUUUGUGCUUUGGGCACCAGCCAUUCUGUUCUGGCAGUAUAUCGUGGGUGAAAGGACUGUUCCGGAAGAUGAGUGCUCGGUGCAGUUCUUAUCUCAGCCCGUGAUCACUUUCGGAACAGCCAUCGCUGCCUUUUACCUGCCAGUGAGCGUCAUGGUUGCGUUGUACUGGCGGGUGUACCGUGAGACAGAGAAACGCUCCCAACAGCUGGCCGGGUUGAUAGCAUCACAGGGGAGAGACGCUGGAAACACAUCUCAGAGAUCUUGUACUGAUUCCAGCAGCGUUGAAGAUGUCAGACAGCAGACAGACGAGAGCCAGCACAGCAAGAAAACAAGAACCAUCUGUCCCACCAUCACCCACCGAACCGCAGCAUGGUGGAAGAAAAGAGAGAGGGUCAAGAUGGCCAACUCAGACACAACACACAACCAUCCACAGAUACACAUUUCUCAAAUACCAGAUGAAGAUGACAACAAAUACAUUCCACUCGUUCGCAUGGAUGAGACUUCAGUCCUUACUGUACAAGAUACGGACUGUCAAUCAGACAGCCAGCAUUCACUUAAUUUGCCUAUCAGGCCUGUAACCACAAGUAAUGGUACGUCCACACAACCCCGUUCUCCUCCCCUGACCACAGGUCCACGCUGUCUGAAAACUCGAACCUCGUCUCUGAUCAGGGAGAAGAAAGCCGCCCGGACCCUCAGUGCCAUCCUUCUGGCUUUCAUUGUAACAUGGACACCUUAUAACAUCAUGGUUCUGGUUUCGACUUUUUGUGAUGACUGUGUUCCCGAGGGUCUGUGGCAGCUGGGUUACUGGCUGUGUUAUGUCAACAGCACGGUCAACCCCGUCUGCUACGCGCUCUGCAACAGACACUUUCGGGUCACGUUCAAGGCUCUGCUGCUUUGUAGGUGGAAGGAGCAGAGGAAGGGAAUCAGAUGGACCCCAACAGGAAAUGGCUGAUUUAUUCAAACAGCUGGAUUCUCAAAGCAUUCAAUGGGCAGUUCAGCGAGGAUUGACCUGUCGUGAGUUCAGGAGAAUCACUCAUUUUAUUCAAGUGCUUGUGGAUUCUCCAAGAUCCAAGAGAUGCAUCAAGUGUAUCCUAUGUUCAGCUUGUCUAUGCAUUGUGAAAUCAGAGUUUUCACAGGGAAGGUAGCAGUCUUCGGGUCUCUUGAGAUUUCUCGGCACAGCUGAGAAAUACAAAUGUAGCAUUUGAUCAAGUAUUUUACUGUGAUGCAAAUGUCAAUAAUAAGUUCUCAAAUGUAUGAGUCUUGUAUAGUGAUAGCAGUGACAGCAUUAUGACAUGAUGUAUAUAUAGUCUAAAACUAUUUCAAACUGCAUUUCAUUUAUUGUUGUGUAUUACUAUUAACAGUUUUGGGUCACAUUGGAUAUUUGUGCUGAAGAAAAUAAUAUGUAGCAUUUUUUUAAUUUAAUUUGUAAUGACAGCAUGCACACAGACUGCAAAAAAAGACAUUUUGUAUAUUUGUCUUGUUUUAAAAAAAUCUAAAGUGACCAUGCUAAAAAUAUCUGGGGUACAGCAAGUUAUGCCAUAUAUUUCUUGUUUUACGCAUAGUCACUUUUGAUUUUUUUUUCAGAAAACAAAACUUAAAAGCUAAGGUAAUUUACCUGCUUCUCAUGUAAAUGUGUCUUGAUUUAAAAAUCUUUAGAUAUUAGUACUGAAAAUAAGACAUUUUUGCACUAUAGAGCAUAACCUAUAAUUUACAUAACUGAUCAUCUUUUUCAUUA